AUGGGACACCUCAAUCUGGAAUACAUCAAGUCAGCAAAGAGGCAUGAAUACCAGACCAGCCAGAUCCACAUUUUACAGGCUCUUAUUGCUGAAGAGUUCAAGAAUGUAAACUCUGAGGCCAGUAGAGUGCUGCAGGAGGGAAAUUAUCGCGCGCUGAUACAGAGAGCGCUAUGGAUGGUGCGCGCGGGCUGCCGGGGGUUCCGUGACAUGCUCGCCAGCGCGAGGAGGAGGAUGCCGGUGCUGGGCUUCAGCGUGUUGACGGUGCUGCUCUGUCUGCGGGAGGUUGGUGCUCUGCAGAUUCAGUGUUAUCAGUGUGAGGAGAUUCAGCAGGAUGACUGCUCAUCUCCAGAGUUCAUCGUUAACUGCACUGUUAAUGUGCAGGACAUGUGCCAGAAGGAAGUUCUCAUCAGGUGGGACGGUGUACACUACAGGAAGUCAUGUGCGUCGUCUGGGGCGUGUCUGAUCGCAUCAUCAGGGUAUCAGCAGUUCUGUACAGGGAAGCUCAACUCCGUCUGCAUCACCUGCUGUAACACACCGCUGUGUAACGGCCCACGGCAAAGACGCCGCCCACCCGGCUCGCCUGCCUCACCCCUCCCCCUACUGCCCCUUUCACUAUUGCUCAUCUCUGCCCUCCUCUCACUGUCUCUCUCUCUGUCUGUCUCUCCAUCUGUCUGUCUCGCUCACUGAUGCUUCAGCUCUGCACGCUCACUGACUUCAUAUCACUUACGGAGAAACCAUCAAAACUGUCUCACUUCCAUUGUCUCCCUUUACGUCACCCUCUCUGGUACACUCACUGACGCUAAAGUUCUGUCUCUCUCUGCCUGUAUAAUUCUCUCUCUCUCUCUCUCUCUCUCUCUCUCUCUCUCUCUUUUUCCUGCUCCAUACUGCAACUAAAUUUAUGCCAGUCAGAUAUUAAAGGUCAUAUCCUCUUCCUGUCUCACUCUCACUUUUACUCUCUCUUUCUCCUUAUCCUUGUCUCUCCCUUUGUUCCUGUCUCUCUCGC
Messenger RNA from Ictalurus furcatus (blue catfish), 1003 nucleotides. RefSeq names its product ly6/PLAUR domain-containing protein 1-like. Gene Ontology annotation, biological process: acetylcholine receptor signaling pathway. Gene Ontology annotation, molecular function: acetylcholine receptor inhibitor activity. Bases 1 to 687 code for a protein of 228 amino acids. NCBI's taxonomy places the organism in Eukaryota, Metazoa, Chordata, Actinopteri, Siluriformes, Ictaluridae. The transcript is spliced from 4 exons. The record is from RefSeq and is a predicted model, not a curated record.